This is a messenger RNA of Armigeres subalbatus, 1324 nucleotides long. Its product is annotated as zinc finger protein 62 homolog. Gene Ontology annotation, cellular component: nucleus. Bases 58 to 1287 code for a protein of 409 amino acids. The record is from RefSeq and is a predicted model, not a curated record. Gene Ontology annotation, biological process: regulation of transcription by RNA polymerase II. The transcript has 6 exons. NCBI's taxonomy places the organism in Eukaryota, Metazoa, Arthropoda, Insecta, Diptera, Culicidae. Gene Ontology annotation, molecular function: RNA polymerase II cis-regulatory region sequence-specific DNA binding; DNA-binding transcription activator activity, RNA polymerase II-specific.
AAGCUUUCGGCGCUGGGUCAGGACGUGCGAAGCGUCAGACGCACCAAGACCGGUGAAAUGAUCUUGGUUCUGAAACGCGAAGCGCAGGCUAGUGGGACUGACUACAGGAAGCUGGCCCAAGAGGUAUUGGGUGACGACGCCGAGGUUUCCGAAACGGACAGCAUUAGCCAAUCGAUGUGUGCGAAGUGCCGGACCCGGUUAAAAGAAUUCCAUGAUUACCAGCAGCGAUGUUUGGAUGUGCAAGGUGUUUUACAAUCAGAAUUGCAAAGAAACGUGUCCAAAGAUAAGCAAGGUCUUCGCUUGAAGUGUGACGUUUGCGAUAAAGAGUUUCAAGUUCAUCGUCAGCUUAAGGACCACAAGAAGAUUCACGGACCAAGGAAAUAUAACUGCUCCAAUUGUGGGAAAGGGUUUAUCAAUCCCUCACGUUUGGCUAGGCAUAUGGGUAAUAGAAAAUGCGGGAGCUAUGUGUUUCAUAAAACGACUGGAGAUCACUGUGAAGACGAUUCCAAUUUCGAUUCUGAAACUGUAACCGCUUCGGAAAACACAAAUCAUAAGGACAACAGCGAUCUUAUGGUUGACUGUGAAUCGUGUGAUAAAAAAUUCAGAAAUAAGAAACAACUGAGAGAUCAUCGAAGACAUGUCCACGGACCGAAGGAUCAUGAAUGUUCUAUAUGCGGUAUGGCGUUUAUUACAAGACAACGUUUGGAUAACCAUUCGAAGACUCACCUAGGAUAUAAUACCAAGGACUGUAUGAAGCUGAAAUCAGUACCGAAGGUAGCCUCGAAAAAUAAAGAAGCUAUGACGAAGAAGCAAUCCUGUCCGUUGUGCCACAGGCUAAUUAUGGCAGUUUCCAUGGAAGGACAUUUGAACAGACACAAAGGUAUUCAGCCAUUCAAGUGUGAGAUGGGAUGUUCGAAAGAGAAGUUUUUCUGCAAUGAACAGAGAAAGAGCCACUACCAAGACGUGCACGGAUGGCAUGCCUAUGAGUGCGACAUCUGCCACCAGUUCUUCCAUACCGGCAGAAGCUGCAGGGUGCACAAAAUGAAUGCUCAUGGACAGGGACACGAGUGCCAGGAUUGUUUCCUAAUAUUUGAGACUAGCGCUGGGUUAGAGAGGCACAUUGUAAAAGCCAACCAUCCGAAGAAAAACUUGAUGGUGGAUCAACAAGUACAAAUGAAGCAUGAGACUGAACAGCAGACGGGACUGGAACUGGAAGACAUGUUUGAAGCAACAGACAUCAAAGUUGAGUGUCGAUCGGACGAAGAUGAGGAAAUGGCCAGCACAUAGCAAGCGAAACAUUGAAAUAAAAUUCCCAGUAUAAUAC